Messenger RNA from Labrus bergylta (ballan wrasse), 4183 nucleotides. It is a transcript of the gene septin12, whose product is annotated as septin 12. The record is from RefSeq and is a predicted model, not a curated record. Gene Ontology annotation, molecular function: molecular adaptor activity; GTPase activity; GTP binding. Gene Ontology annotation, biological process: cytoskeleton-dependent cytokinesis; intracellular protein localization. Gene Ontology annotation, cellular component: microtubule cytoskeleton; septin complex; septin ring. Lineage: Eukaryota; Metazoa; Chordata; Actinopteri; Labriformes; Labridae.
AAAGCAGUUUAGAAAGCGACAACAGUCUUUCGAGAGUGCCUCACUUCAAACCAGGGACUCACAGCUUGCUUUUUGUAAAUGAGGAGAAGAAGCAGCGGAAGAGCUUGAGACGGACUCAAUCACCCCAAUGGAGGAGAGACCGGAGACGGGGGGAGGCGGUGUGGUACAUGAGCAAGGAGACAAAGGCAAGAGUCCAGGACAAGCUGCAGGCCUGAAUACCUGGAAUUCUAUUACAGAAAUUGGGAAAAACUGUGUUGAACUCCGAUCAGAGAUGGAUGAGAAGGGGAAGGAGAAGGGAAUGGAGGAAGGACAGAUGAAGAAAGAAAUUGAGCUAGAGGCAGAAGUUAAGGUGGAGAUCUGCCAGUCAGUCCAAGACCUGCAGAUGAGCUUCAUCAGGGGCAGUGACCUGUUUGGCUAUGUGGGCAUUGAAGCAGUUCUGGACCAGAUGAGGAGCAAGAUGAUGAAGGCAGGUGUUGAGUUCAACAUCAUGGUGGUUGGUCAGAGUGGUUUGGGGAAGUCUACGCUGGUCAACACUUUGUUCAAGUCCAAAGUCAGCCGGAAGUCCUGCACACCUAACUACGAAGAGACGAUCUCAAAAACUGUCAAACUGCAUUCAGUCAGCCAUGUGAUUGAGGAGAAGGGGGUGAAGAUGAAAUUAACAGUGACUGAUACUCCAGGAUUUGGUGACAAUAUCAACAAUGAGAACUGUUGGGAGCCAAUAGUGAAGUAUAUCAAUGAGCAGUAUGAAAAGUACCUAAUAGAGGAGCUGAAUGUCAACCGUAAAAGGAGAAUACCAGACAGCAGAGUCCACAGCUGCAUCUACUUUCUCCCUGCCACAGGACACAGGUUACGCCCCAUCGACAUUGAAUUUAUGAAGAGACUGGGUAAUAUAGUUAGCAUUGUACCUGUCAUCGCCAAAGCGGACACACUGACGAUUGAGGAGAGACUGGAAUUCAAAGAGAGGAUAAGGCAAGACUUGACAACCAAUGGGAUUUGUGUUUAUCCCCUGAAAGAGUAUGAUGAAGAUCCAGAAGAACGAAUCCUCAAUAACAGAAUCAGGGAUAACAUUCCCUUUGCUGUGGUGGGAACGGACAAGGAGCACCAGGUGAAUGGAAACAAGGUGCUGGGUCGUAAAACAAAGUGGGGAAUAAUUGAAGUUGAAAAUGUGGCACACUGUGAGUUUGUCAACCUUCGGGACCUACUUAUCAGGUCUCACCUGCAGGACCUGAAAGAUGUGACACACAAUAUUCACUAUGAGACCUAUCGUGUCCAACGGCUGAACCAGAGCAACGUGAACUUCAGUGAACUGGGACUGUCCACCUGGCUGCUGGAGAAUGGAAGUGGGGAAAAAUAUGAAUCAGAAAGCCACCUCUGAUCUCUCCAUCAGCCACCUUCAUAGAUCAAAACGGAGAAUUGAUGGUGCUCCUCAUCUAUUUAGAAUGCAUUUUGGGGAAAAUAAAAUCUAUUCUUUUACUCUUUAAAAAAAAUAGAUUGAGAAUUUUUUUAUCUGCAUAACUUGUUUUUUAAUGGAACAAACUUGUUUAUUUUCUUCAAGUGACAAAUUAUGAGAUUUAGAGAUAUGAGAAAUGCAUCAAAUAUGGAUAUAUUUUUUUAAGGCAGCCCAUUAAUAGUUUUUACAGAUGGUGACCUGUACAGGGCAGUGAAGAGAAUGCUGCAAAAUAUGACACAAAGAGAGGACGCUGACACUUUGUCACCCAUCAAUAUCUAAGCUUCUUGAUAUCUCAUAUAUAAAUGGUAUACUAAUGGCCUAAAGUACGGUAUAGGAGUUCAGGCCUGUAGUCAGAUGAACUGUUAUAGCAUCAGAUUAAUCACGAUCGUGUCCACAUCACAAGUUCAGCAAUAAAAUAACAGCUGAAUAACUGGGUGUCUUUAUACUAUAUACUAUACUAUUAAUGGGAGUCUACUAUCUUUUGAUACCGUAAUGUAUCAUUUCAGUUUAUGUCAUUAGAGUUUCUGAUGCUUAUUCUGGGUCAAUAAUACAGUUUAUAGAGAGAGUGACCCAUAUGGUAACUUGAUUGCUCUGCACCAUGUUGGAGCAAACAGCUCUAAGACUUGACUUUUACUUAAAGAGAGUUUUUGAAUUCAUCUGACAUUACGAACAGCAAUCAAAACAAGCAGGAGUAAAUCUCAAUUUCCACUCCUGGGCAAAUAAAAUUAAAAUGAUUUUAACCUAUUUAAAGAUUUUCGGCAUAGAGCAAAGGUUCAAUUCAGAACCUUUUCAAGAACUUCAACAAGUGCAGCUGCCUUUUGUUUUAAAUUUUGAAUUACAAUAACGUGGAUGAGUGAGAGCCUUCUCAGAUUAGUGUUUUCCGUUCCUUCAUUUUCAGUUUUAGCAGCUUUUAACCUUCUCAGAACUGCAGCCUUGGACAAGAGCUUUCUUAAGGUGGGCUGUUUAAGUCAUUAUACAAAAAAACAUUAAUAAAACAUAUAGCAUGUAUGUUCACCAACAAUAUAUUUGGAUACAUAGAAUGAACCAAUUGAAUCUCUUAAUUGGAACUUUUUCAUAGAUUGGUGUUGCCUGCCUUUCAUUAAUUAAUAAGCCUUCACAAAUACGAGAGAGAGAGCAUCAUUUUGAGGGAAGACAUCUCAUCUGCCUUCAUGAGUUUUUUUCCUUCUAAACUUAAUUUUGAGUGUGGCCAAUUAGAAUAGGCAUAAUUACUAAUGAUUUCUGGUAUACUUAUCAACAAGUCAUUGAAGUACCUGCCUCCUCAUUUAAGUUUUGUUUUAUUGCCUAUUAUACCUAACAUUGAUGGUGACACAACAAGUAGAGUAGUUAUUCCACUGUCAGCAUAAACAAGCUCGUCUGUUUUUUAAUUGUUUGUUAUUGGUUUGGCAAACAGUAACGAAAAUGUGCCUUGGCCUUGACCCAACUUUGUAUGUAGCUGUGCACUGUAAAGUGUUUGAGACAAUGAAGCAUGCAGCAGCAACAGUAGGACUUUCAGCAGGGGGGUGAAUUCUUGUAAAUAACCAAUUCAUGCCUACAUAUGGUGUGUGUUCACUGUUUUUCCAUAUUUGUAGUUAUUGGGCUUGUGCUGUUUUGUAUGUUAUAGCCACAUCAUUUCUGUAUACCAGUUCACCCAGAUUUUUGUUUCAACUGAGCUAAUGUUCCUGCCCGUACUAAAGGUACAAUUUGCAAUGUUUUCAUUCAGUUAUUGUUAUUUUCCCAUUAAUUUAUUAUUAAAUCAUGUACUUCAAAGAUCAUAUUUGACAUUUCAUUGUCCAAGGUAAGCAAUUUAAACAGGCUGUCUCUGCGCAGUAGUUCAAGAUUAAUUUCAUGUGGAAAAAAAAAGUCUCAAAUCAAUUUUGUCAUUGGUUACAACAUCAUACUUAAUGAUGUGUAACCAUUUAUUGUUGAAUCAGAUCCAGACUGGUUAAGACAUCUUCCAGUUUAGCAGAGUUAUGGAAUUAUCAAAGCGGGGUACUGCCUACUUUUCCAUUCAGAGCCGGUACCAGAUCAUCUCACAUUUUUAACUGUAGGAAUUUGCUUUAUUGUACAAAUAGUUGUAUGAAAUGCUGGAACAACUGCUAACUUUUAGAUGAAAAAGCAUUCUUAGCUGUCUUCCUAAGGAUAAAUUAAGGUUAAAACAUUUUUAGAGAUCCUUACUAUGACUUUACCUUUUUCUGUCAUUUAUCUACGCAUAAUCAAAAGUGAGAGUAGGCUACAUGUUUUUUUAUAUAUGUCUACAGUGGACUAAAAGUAGAAACCCUAUGGGAAAAUAAUCAUGAGAAUAUUUUGGCUUGGUCACAUCUUACUUGUUUUUCUAAAUCAAUUUUGUGUGUUUAGAAAUCAGAAAAUAAAUCUUCCUUUUUUCAGUUAUCACUCAUCAACCUGGUCUACAAAGUAUACCUUUUUCUUUGAAGGCAUCCACAAUGAAAAAUAUUGCAUUUCAUCUGAAUCUGAUAACACACAGCAAUUCCUACUUUCAGUGUGGCUGUUCUCUUUCCUCUCAGCUCUCCUCCAUGUUCUAAACCUGUGGUAAAUGUGGUUAACACCCUUGUGUCUUAUACUCAGCAUGUUCUAACAGUUCCUGUAUGAUGUCUUUGUUAUUGUUGUCUUUAUUGUAGUAUUAAUAUAACCCCUGCUGACACUGUUGAUGUGAAAUUAAAUACUUGUUACCUUUCCAGUCCAUUGUGAAGUAAUUUUAAUAAACAUUCUGACUGU